This is a messenger RNA of Anolis carolinensis (green anole), 9200 nucleotides long. RefSeq names its product zinc finger protein 646 (gene znf646). Gene Ontology annotation, cellular component: nucleus. The record is from RefSeq and is a predicted model, not a curated record. Gene Ontology annotation, biological process: regulation of transcription by RNA polymerase II. Lineage: Eukaryota; Metazoa; Chordata; Lepidosauria; Squamata; Anolidae. The transcript has a single exon. Gene Ontology annotation, molecular function: RNA polymerase II transcription regulatory region sequence-specific DNA binding; DNA-binding transcription factor activity, RNA polymerase II-specific.
AUGUGAGCAAUGGCCGAGGGGGAUGCCGCCCUGGCCUGCGAACAGCCUGCUGAACAGGAGGAACGUCCCUACAAAUGUAAGCAGUGUCCACGCAGUUACCGCCAUGCUGGCAGCCUGGUGAACCACAGGCACACCCAUGAGGUGGGACUCUUCCACUGCCUGGUAUGUCGUAAAGAUUUCUCCAACCCCAUGGCCCUCAAAAGCCAUCUCCGCACCCAUCUGGAGGAGAAGCGUCACAAAUGCCUGGACUGUGGCCGAGGCUUCCGGACGUCCUCCCAGCUGGCCAAUCACCGCUGUGUGGCCCGUCUCAACCAGGAGCAGGAGGAGAAGGAAGAAAGUAAUGGAGACAGCUGUACAUUCCAGAAGGUCCAGGACAUUUCUUCAUCAGAUGGCGAUGCCUGUUCUGGGAUGGAAGGCAGCAGCAGAAGCCUGUUGACCAACCUGGAGAAGUACAUUGCGGAAUCGGUGGUGCCUGCUGACUUUUCUCAGCUGGGAUUUCCGAUCAAGAUGGAAAAGGAGACGGAGGAACGGCUCCCAGUGCACCAGAGCGAGGAAGAGGAGGCAGCCAUGAUGGGAGGACUCAGGGCCACAGAGGAUGAACGGCGCUACAAAUGCAACCAGUGUGACAAGGCAUACAAGCAUGCAGGCAGCCUGACCAAUCACAAGCAGAGCCAUACAUUGGGCGUGUACCAGUGUGCCAUGUGCUUCAAGGCCUUCUCCAACCUCAUGGCACUCAAGAGCCACACUCGUCUCCACUCAGAGUAUCGGCCCUACAAGUGUCGCUUUUGCCACAAAGCCUUCCGGCUCCCCUCGGAGCUGCUGAGCCACCAGAAGGCCCACAACCAGGAUGAAAGCAAGAUGACUGGCCUGCCAGCUUGGGAAGGCUCUGAACACAGCAUCUGGGAGGAGGAAUCCAUAGAGACCUUGGCCAAGCUGGACAUUUACCAACCUCCCCCAGCAGGCACAAACCUGGGGGACAGUGCCCCUUGCAGCCUCAAAGACACCUCCAAGGCAGGGGGUGGUGAACGCUGCAACCCAGAUGGGGAGCUGUGUGUACGCUGUGGUGGAACUUUUGCUGAUGAGGAGGAGCUGAAAGAACAUAGUUGUCUCUAUCCAGAGGAGGCAGAUGAAGAGGAGGAGGAAAGCAAUAGUCCCUCUCAACCAGCACCUGGCUCCAAUGGCACUUGGGAAGCAAGUUUGAAAGGAGAAGAUGACUAUUCCUUAUUGGAGGAGCGUCCAUUCCGCUGUGGAGACUGUGGCAGGACUUACCGCCAUGCUGGAAGUCUCAUCAACCACAAAAAGAGCCACCAGAUAGGAGUCUACAGUUGUACCGUCUGUUCAAAGCAGCUCUACAACUUGGCCGCCUUGAAGAACCAUUUGCGGGUCCACCUGAAGUCCAAGCUCAGCUCAUCUGUUAUGGAGGAAGCAUCCCAGCAUCUUUCUGCUGUUUCAGACAUGCAUCAAGGUGAGGACAGCCCUGGAGACCACAGAGACUACAGUUCACAGCCACCAGAUGUCUGGAGAGGAGCCUCCUGUCCAAAGGAAGAGGAGGAAAGAGGCAUUGAGGAGGAAGACCGGCCCUACAGGUGUGGGGAUUGUGGGCGGAGUUACCGGCACCGCGGCAGUCUUGUGAACCACCGCCACACCCACCAGACAGGGAUCUUCCAGUGCUCCAUCUGCCCCAAACAGUACUCCAACCUUAUGGCACUCCGGAAUCAUGUGCGAGUACAUUUGCGGGCUGCCCGUAUGCGUGGCCGAGAACAAGGGGGCGGUCUCACGUGCAGCAGAUGUGGGGAGAGCUUUGAGGAGGAGGCUGAGUUCCAGCUCCAUCAGCUGCGCCACCUGCCCUCAGCUGAGGACAUUGAAGCGGCAGCAGUUCCCAAACUCAGUGGCUUUCAUCCACAGGAGGCAGAUCUUCUCCAAGCUAUCAAGCAGGAUGUGGAAGCUCUAGAGAACGGAGCAUCUGUGGCCGAGGAUGUCCUUCCUGACUCAAAGGUGGCCCAUGUCUGCCACCAAUGUGGAAUGACAUUUGCCAGUGCAGAUGUCCUGCAGAGUCAUGUCUUGCAGCAUAGCAGCGAAAGGGAACUGGCAGAAGGGAUGGCUGAGAGGACUGACUCCCCCAGUUCCCUCCAGCGAUUGUAUGGUUGUGACCAGUGCGGCAAGUCUUAUCGGCACUCAGGGAGCCUCAUCAACCACAAACAGACACAUCAGACAGGGGAUUUCAGUUGCUCAGUUUGCAGUAAGCACUUCCAAAACGUAGCUUCACUUAAGAGUCACUUGCGUGGGCAUCAGAGACCCCGGAGGACACAGUGUGAGGCCACAAUGGCUAUGAAUGAGGAUGAGGCUGGUGAACUUGAAGACGGAGCUGCCUUUCCUGGGUUGCUGCCUUCAGGAGAUGAGCUCAGUGACAGCUUUCAUGUUUUGGAAGAAGAUGCUCUCCCGAAUGGUUGGCAGUCGCAAGUUCCCUCGCCAUUGUCAGGUGACACUGAAGUAACCCCUUAUCUCUGUGACCAAUGUGGGCUGGACUUUAACCAGGCCAGUAGUUUGGUGAUCCACAAACAGACCCACCAACUUGGCAUCUACCAGUGUUCCCUCUGCCCCAAGGAAUAUUCCAGUCUUGUAGCUCUAAAAAACCAUUUUCAUGCGCAUACCAGGGCUACGGCAUGCUCUGAAGGCAGCCCCGGCAUAGAUGACAGUGCCGAGGAGCAACCCUUCCUCUGCAGCUUCUGUGGCAUGAUAUUUCCCAGCGAGGAGGGCCUUCAGCAGCAUCACAGUCUGUUGCAUGAAGAGGGAGAAACCCAGGGAGAUGAGCAGGAUGUUGGACUCAAAAGGGAGGUAGAGGAGCAGUUGGAUAGUGGUGGGGACCGAGAAGAGGAGCAGCUCCUCUCACACAUCUGUGGCUACUGUGGCCAGACAUUUGACGAUAUGGCCAGCUUAGAGAAGCACAGCGAAGGACAUCUGGAGGAGAAAGCUGCUGCCUUGGCCGACACUUCCAUGCAGCUCCGGCGAGCUUCCCGUGUAGAGGAGGACCAGCCACCACCACUUCCAGUGGAGGUGUCUGAUGCUCCCAUGGAGCCCUUGGACAACCGGCCUUAUGCUUGCAGCCAGUGUGGGAAAACCUACCGCCACGGUGGCAGCUUAGUAAACCACAAGAAAAUCCACCAGAUUGGAGAUUACCAAUGCAGUGUCUGCUGCCGUCCAUACCCCAACUUGUCAGCUUAUAAGAACCACCUCCGGAACCAUCCAAGGUGCAAGAUAAGUGGCAGUGUCCCAAUAAAUCGGCAACCAGUCACUGUUACAGCAGAAGACCCACCAUUUUCUUAUACAGUGGCUAAGGAAGAGCCUCUGGAUCACAGGGUUACGGUGCUUCAAAACCGGGAAGAUCUGCCAUACGCUAAGUCUCCAGUGUCUCCUAUUAGAGAGGAAAAAUCAGGAAGACAACUGAAGGCUAGUCAGCCAGAGUGCAAGAAGGCCCAGCUGUUUGAUAUCUGUGGAGAGCUGUAUGAGGGGAAAACAGUAUUGGAAGCCCAUUGGCCCCUGCAUUUUGCCCAAGAAGACAAGAAGUUGGAAGAAGAGAAGGAUGUGAUAGGUGGAGAGGAAAAUUCCCCAGCUGCUGAGGAAGAGGACUCCUCCUCUGAGCGCCCUUUCCAGUGUGAUAUGUGUGAGCGCAGCUACAAGCAUGCAGGCAGCCUGAUCAACCACAAGCAGACCCACAAGACAGGCCUUUUCCAUUGCAGCAUUUGCCAGAAGCAGUUCUACAACCUCAUGGCUCUGAAGAACCACAACCGCACUCACUAUGAAACCAAACGCUACCGGUGUCCAGAGUGCCCCAAGGCCUUUCGGCUCCAGAAGCAGCUGGCCAGCCACCAGCGAGUGCACCGUGAGAGGAAGCGGGACUCCUCUGCCCAUCCUUCUCGGAGAUCUCUACAUGCCAAGCGGGCUGGGAAGACGGAGAAUUCAGCCCAACCUCUAAAUGCUGCCAAGCAAUGCCCAGAUCCUGAGGAGCGACCUUACUGGUGUAGGGAGUGCGGGCGUACAUACCGCCAUGCUGGGAGCCUGCUCAAUCACCAAAAGAGCCACAAGGUAGGGCACUUCACCUGCUCCUUGUGCAGCAAGGCCUAUCCCAACCUCAUGUCCCUGAAAAACCACCAGCGGAUCCACUAUGAAGUCAAACGUCACCAGUGUCCGGAUUGUGGCAAGACAUUCAAGUGGCAGCGACAGCUGCUGAAACACCAACGGCGCCCCAAUCCUUGUGUUGGUAAUAGCGGCAGCAUCUCACGGCAAAGAUUGGACCAGAACAAAUCAGCUUCUGGAAGGGAGCAAGGGAGCAGCUCCACAGAGGCUACGGCAGGCUCCUUUCCCUGCCAUUUGUGCUCCAAACAUUUUUCUAACCACAUUGCUCUCAAGAACCACAGCCGCAUCCACACAAAGAAACGCUAUGAGUGCUCAGAGUGUGGCAAAAAUUAUCGAGCCUCCAAGGAUUUGAUGCACCAUCGGAGGAGGCAUCAGAGAGAGGAGGUGGGUGACAUUGCUGAGGAAGAUGAGCUUUCCCCUCUUGGGACAGUCCCGACCAAUCAGACACUGGAGGAGCGGCCUUACAAGUGCGACCGGUGUGAGCGGACAUACCGCCAUGCUGGGAGCCUCAUCAACCACAAGCAGGCGCACGCCACUGGCCUCUACCGCUGCCCCACCUGUGAGAAGGAGUUCUACAACCGCCUGGCCCUUAAGAACCACCUUCAUACCCACAAGGACAAGAAACGCCACCGGUGCCCCCAUUGUAGCAGAACCUUCCGGACUGCCCGGCGCUUGGCUGCCCAUACCAAGGCCUGCUGCAGGACAAAGGAGGAGGAGGAGGAGGAGGAGGCAGCUUUUGUUUGCCCUGUCUGCUCCCAGACAUUCUUUCAACAACUCAGCUUCCAGCAGCACCAGCUCUCGCAUGCCAAGGACGAUGGGCAUCCGGUGUCUACGGGGGCAGGCAGCUGAGGAUUUUGAAGAGUGUAUGCCAAGGAUUGUCUGGCAGGGGGAUUAUACCCUAGGGAAAUUUAGAAUGGCUGAGUGGGGAGCCUUCUCCAUUGAAAGAAAUGGCCUUGCAUUGAAAGAAAAAGGAAGAGAAGGAGUAUACAGAUAGGGGUCACAUGUGAGGCUGGGGGGUCAAGGGGCACAGCUUUGGGUGGAAAUAUGGGGAGGAUAGGGUAAAAAUAUGGGGAAGAUGGGAGUAUGCAAACCCUCAUCCCCUAUAGAACAUUUGGUCAGUUAGUACUGGAGUGAUUGAGCUCUUCCUUCAUGGAGCGUUACGUUGAAACCUCCAUCCAUACCUCUUUUGUGUCCCUUAAAAAUGUCCCCCUACAGCAACAUGUACCUUUUUUGCCUUGGAUUCUAUUUGAAGAACUGAAAUUGAGAAUCCUUGGAACCUUUUGAGCAUGUGCUUAAAGCGCCCUACUGAUUUGAAAUUUAGAACUUUUUUUUGGUAAUGUUUUUAAAUGCAUUUGGAAAGUCAGAUGAGUAGCAAGUCCAUGUUUAAGUCACAUAUGGUAUUUAAAUUACUGUUUUUAGAGUGAGAAAAUCACCGAAGUACUGUUUUAAAAGGAAAACAACAUGCCGGUUUGGAGCUCAGUUUAAUUGUUGAACGAAGCUGAACAAGAACCUUUGGCGUGGAGUAAUUCUUUUGGUUUCUACCUCUUUAACUGGAAAAUUAUUGACAUUUCCUUGGUGUGAAGGGGAAUUUUGUUCUUUUAAAAAAAUAUGUCCAGGAUUCAUACAUUUUGGUCUUUUUAAAAACAGGGUCUGGGAACUGUUCACUAAAAGAAGAAUGUGUUAGUUACAGUUGGUCCCUAGAGGCAACUGACUUAAAGCAUGAAUUUUAUGUGAGUAAACAAAUUAUCCUCUGCAGAAUUAGAGCAUACUCCACCAAAAUGUUCUCUCAGGCCAGCUCUAGUGAAAUAAGCAGGAACUGCUUAACAGCACAGUUAGUCAAAUGUUUAUUUUACAAUCCCAGUCAGACAAGCCCCUUAUAGAUCUAAGCCUCGGGGACAGAUUUGGAGGGAAUGGUUUUGCAGGACAAACAUCUGUCUGUUUUCUGUAGCCACUUUCUCCAGUCUGGUGCCAUUGAUAUGGUUUGGACUGCAAUGUCUAUCACCAUAGUCCACACAGCUUAUUUGAGAGUUGUCUCCUCACACAUAUCAAAGGCACCAGGCUGAGGCUUGUGACUGUCUGCCACGGUGCACAAAUCUUCAGAUCUCUUUGGUUGUUGUAAUCACAUAACCACCUAUGCUAACGUCCUUCUGAGACAUAGAAGGGAGAAUAUCAAAUGCAGGAAUAGAAGGAAAGUAGGCCUCUGAGGGCACAGCCGCUAAUUUAUUGCUCAAAGUUGUUUUUUUAAGAAUAUAACCCCGACGUAAUUCUUCAUUACACAAGGAAACGCAAAUUUAAUCCAACCCAUGGUGUAAAGCAGGAAUGAGGACAGCACUUUCCCCAUCACAUUUUUGGGGUCCAGCAUUUUUAAUUUAUCUCCCCCUCCAAAAAAACCCCACAUCUUGGGGAAUAUGGGAGACAGUUUUGACAGUGUUGGUCAUGCUCUCUUUACCUCAAGGAAAGGCCUUUUUUCCAAAGUUAAUUGACACAGAGGUUGGGUCUGAGAUGACCCAGUGAAGGCCAAAACAGUGUUGACAUUGCGGGCAAGGAUGUUUCACAUUUUUGAGGCUUGUGGUGGUAAAGGCAUGGCCUUCCAAAGUGCCUGAAAUAGUUGCUCAUCCCAGUUGAGAGGAAGGAUGCUGUAACCUUCUGCCCCUACUCCAGUUUUAACCAAAAUGGACCCCACUGGGCCUGUUGUUUUCAGUGGGGCAAAACCCAUUGUUAAAAAGAUGACCAGAGUCACCUCUACUCUGACCCAGAAUUUGCUAUUAUUUUGAGAUACUGUAAAACAGUAAUUCUCAACUAUUGGUCUUCUAGGUGUGCUUCUGAGAGAUGAAACCCAACAAAUACUGUGGGUAGCGAUGCUAAAUGCUGGGGACCACUGUUUAGAAAAUUGUUUCCUUUUUGGAAGAUGUGAAUUGGCGCCAAAUUCAGAAUUUAGAUGUCAUUAGAGAUGUUCACAUUUUCCCAAAAUAAUUGGUAGUAACUCUAAAGGACUGGGGCUAAAGGGAUUGAAUGUUUCCUCCACUAUGAUAGCCCUAAACAAACACCCUUAAAGUUUCAUUAAGUACUUUUCUUUGGAGUACAACUCCACAUUCCUAAAAUCCCUCAUGGCCUGCAAUAUUGCUCGAUUCCGGAAUAUGAACUGCUAAAAGGGAACAUUUCCAGGUUUUAUAUUUGAUAUCAAUUGAUUUUGAUAGAAGUGCUGUGCUAGUUAAAAAGUCCUGGGAAGUAACUUUUCUUCUGCUUUGUUGCUCUGCCUCCUUUUUAGUUUGUUUGUUCUUUUUCUGCACUAGAAAACAAUGCAUGACUCUAAAAAAGAACAGGGGCUGAAGUAAGCCUCUGCCUAACUAUGCUUUUCCAAGUGUAAAUGUGGAAAGUAGCCCUCCAGAUGUUUUGGACUGCAGUUCAAAAACAGCUCUAGAGCAGGCAUGGGCAAACCUUGACCUUCAAGGUAUUUUGGACUUCAACUCCUAUAAUUCGAAUUGAAGUUCAAAACACCUGGAGGGCCAAAGUUUGUCUAUGCCUGCUCUAAACAUUAUAGUCAUUGUCGUAGGACAGUGGUUCUCAACCUAUGGGUCCCCAGGUGUUUUGGCUGACAACUCCCAGAAAUCCCAGUUUACCAGCUGUUAGGAUUUCCGGGAUUUGAAAGCCAAAACAUCUGGGGACCCACAGAUUGAGAACCACUGUUGUAGGAUGAUUGUAAGCCCAAACUAUUUGGCCUAUAGGUUGCCAAUUCCUAUAAGUCUGGAAAUAAUUGCUAACUUGAGAACUGGAAUAAUUUCCUGAUCUCUUUAUCUCAUUCUUCUAAGAACACAUUUUGGCUUUAACCAUGAGGUUGAUCUCGACUCAGCGAGGUCCUGUUGGGGGUUACACUGUUUUGAACUGCAGAAGAGGAUCUGAAGAUUUGAACAUUUCCCUGCUUUAACUCUUCCCUGCAUUUCAUAACCUAGUACAUCAUGUUGGCCAGGAAAUAAUGUUUUCAUCCCAUGUUAUAUGUGCAUGACCUUCCCUCUCAUUGUCUCAAAUGACACAGUCCUAACAGGAGAUUAUUCUAAAUUCACAGAAGGGUUCUUACAUGGUCUAACAUUUCUAGAGGGAACUUCUUGGCCUUGAGUAUCAGCUAGCUGUCGGGAAUCCUUUAAAUGCUUGUUUGGUCUUUUUGAAACAAGAGGACUAGAAGCUAGACUGGCACCAGACUAUCCUGUGAAUGGGUUGGCAAGGAUAAAAAGAUUCACGGUUGUCUCUGAGGCCAUCCCCGUGUUUAUCUCAUCCAGGCAGGACUUUUUGGCAUGUCGCAGAUAAACUUGCACUGGGUGCAAAUGCCUGAGUGGAAACCAUCCAAAUUCUUCCCCCAACUCGACUCAGUGGAAGCCUCCCCGUUUAUAUGUAGUUGAGAACUCUCAGUUGUGAAUGUUUUAUAGAAUUUCUAAUAUAGAUAGGUAAUAUUUUUACGCAGGCGGGAGGGACAUAUAUAGAUAUGUGUGUGUUCAUGUGCAUUUGUUUAUUUGGCCAACUGACAUAUGUCCUCUCUUCCAUUUUUAUUCUUACGUCACCAUAUGUACUAGAUGUUGAUGCUCUGGUCCUGUUUUAUGUUGCUGUUCUCAACACCUGACAAUUUGGCUUCAGCAAAAGCCCUCCCAAGAGAGUCAAAACAGCAUUUCCAAGUGUUUCUUUGGGAUUGAUUUCCUUACUCCCCUCUGCCUUCUUAAAACAGUUCUCUAAAUAUCACCAUUGUACUUAGAUGUACAUGUGAAUAUUUUUGGGUUGUUGGGAUUUUUUUUAAGGGGUUGGGAUGUCAUAGGCACUUCUCAAAUGUUAAGUCAUUCUCCUUUCUAACUCACUAGUUCUAACUCACUAGAUCUAACUUACUAGUUCUCACUGCCCUUCCAGAGAUGAGGAGAUGACUGGAGUUUUGCUCCUCCUCGCUCUGUCCUAUUAGAUGCCCUUCACCCCAGGUUUUUUUUUCCUGGUACGUCGAUCGCAUGGGUAUUUGGCACCUCCUGGUGGCCAUGCCUGAUACGUGAAACACUUAAAAACUGCAAAUAAAUUGUUCUUGGUUUCUAAAA